Molecule: messenger RNA, 663 nt
Organism: Aspergillus uvarum CBS 121591
Lineage: Eukaryota; Fungi; Ascomycota; Eurotiomycetes; Eurotiales; Aspergillaceae
Exons: 4
Coding region: 1-663 (220 amino acids)
Source: RefSeq, a predicted model, not a curated record
AUGACGAAGGUUCUCCCAACCUCCACUAAUCAGUCGGUAGGAGUUCUGCGGGGGAUUGGCCGCACACGGGAGGAAGGCGGGAUUGAUUAUGAUGCCCUUGGAAAGAUCCAACUGGCUGUGCAGGUCCUCUACAUCACCUCCGCUGCGUUGGUGAAACUGUCGAUCCUUUUUUUGUACCGCCAGGUCUUUCAACACAUGCGAACCAUCAUCAACAUCACCAUCGCGGCGAUCGUGAUCAUCACCGUCGUCUUCACCUUCGUGGCCAUCUUCCAGUGCCACCCGAUCGGGAGGUUCUGGUUUGAGCCGAAGGCCGCACAGGGUGCAUGCAUAUCCCAUCUCAUCUUCUGGUGUGAUGUCGCGGUGGUCUUCCUUCUGAGUAAUAUCUGGAUCACAGCUUUGCCUAUCCGGGAUUCUCCUGCUGUUAUGCUCAACGGGCCUACUGACGUGUUCGACGGCAACGAUUCGCCUGGCCUACGUCGUCAAGCUCUACAGGGGCAACGAUCCGACGAGAGACAUAGUCCCGAUCUACUUCUGCUCCAUUGCGGAGAUAUGCGUUGCUCUGGUCUCUUUGAGUAUACCAUCUCUGCGUUUGGCCGCGCGGCGAAAAUGGACAAGCCCGGCCCCAUGCUGAUCCUCCGACUCGGCUGCAUCACUUCGAGAUAA